Messenger RNA from Hyaena hyaena (striped hyena), 8108 nucleotides. RefSeq names its product methyl-CpG binding protein 2 (gene MECP2). NCBI's taxonomy places the organism in Eukaryota, Metazoa, Chordata, Mammalia, Carnivora, Hyaenidae. The transcript has 3 exons. The record is from RefSeq and is a predicted model, not a curated record. Gene Ontology annotation, biological process: negative regulation of transcription by RNA polymerase II. Gene Ontology annotation, molecular function: methyl-CpG binding; double-stranded methylated DNA binding; chromatin binding. Bases 65 to 1561 code for a protein of 498 amino acids. Gene Ontology annotation, cellular component: heterochromatin; nucleus.
GGCGUCGGCGGCGCGCGCGCUCCCUCCUCUCAGAGAGAGGGCUGUGGUAAAAGCCGUCCGGAAAAUGGCCGCCGCCGCCGCUGCCGCGCCGAGCGGAGGAGGAGGAGGAGGCGAGGAGGAGAGACUGGAAGAAAAGUCAGAAGACCAGGAUCUCCAGGGCCUCAAGGACAAACCCCUGAAGUUUAAAAAGGUGAAGAAGGAUAAGAAAGAAGACAAAGAGGGCAAGCAUGAGCCCCUGCAGCCACCAGCCCACCACUCUGCUGAGCCAGCAGAGGCAGGCAAAGCGGAGACCUCAGAAGGGCCAGGCACAGCCCCCGCCGUCCCGGAAGCUUCUGCCUCCCCCAAACAGCGGCGCUCCAUCAUUCGUGACCGGGGACCCAUGUAUGAUGACCCCACUCUCCCUGAAGGUUGGACCCGAAAGCUUAAACAAAGGAAGUCCGGCCGCUCCGCUGGGAAGUAUGAUGUGUAUUUGAUCAAUCCCCAGGGAAAAGCCUUUCGCUCUAAAGUGGAGUUGAUUGCGUACUUCGAAAAGGUAGGCGACACCUCCCUGGACCCUAAUGAUUUUGACUUCACGGUAACUGGGAGAGGGAGCCCCUCCCGGCGAGAGCAGAAACCACCUAAGAAGCCCAAAUCUCCCAAAGCUCCAGGAACUGGCAGAGGCCGGGGACGCCCCAAGGGGAGCGGCAGUGCGAGACCCAAGGCGGCAGCAUCAGAGGGUGUGCAGGUGAAAAGGGUCCUGGAGAAAAGCCCUGGGAAGCUGCUCGUCAAGAUGCCUUUUCAGCCUUCACCGGGGGGCAAGGCCGAAGGGGGUGGGGCCACCACGUCCGCCCAGGUCAUGGUUAUCAAACGGCCCGGCAGGAAGCGAAAAGCCGAGGCUGACCCCCAGGCCAUCCCCAAGAAGCGGGGCCGAAAGCCAGGCAGUGUAGUGGCGGCCGCCGCCGCGGAGGCCAAGAAGAAAGCGGUGAAGGAGUCUUCCAUCCGGUCCGUGCAGGAGACUGUGCUCCCCAUCAAGAAGCGCAAGACCCGGGAGGCCGUCAGCAUCGAGGUGAAGGAGGUGGUGAAGCCCCUGCUCGUGUCCACCCUCGGCGAGAAGAGCGGAAAGGGACUGAAGACCUGCAAGAGCCCCGGGCGGAAAAGCAAGGAGAGCAGCCCCAAGGGGCGCGGCGGCAGCGCCUCCUCGCCCCCCAAGAAGGAGCACCACCAUCACCACCACCACUCGGAGCCCCCGAAGGCGCCCGCGCCGCUGCUCCCGCCCCCGCCCCCGCCCCCGCCGGAGCCCCAGAGCUCCGAGGACCCCGCCAGCCCCCCUGAGCCCCAGGACUUGAGCAGCGGCGUCUGCAAAGAGGAGAAGAUGCCGAGAGGAGGCUCGCUGGAGAGCGACGGCUGCCCCAAGGAGCCAGCUAAGACUCAGCCCGCGGUCGCAACCGCUGCCACGGCCGCAGAAAAGUACAAACACCGAGGGGAGGGAGAGCGCAAAGACAUUGUCUCGUCCUCCAUGCCGAGGCCAAACAGAGAGGAGCCUGUGGACAGCCGGACGCCCGUGACCGAGAGAGUUAGCUGACUUUACACAGAGCGGAUUGCAAAGCAAACCAACAAGAAUAAAGGCAGCUGUUGUCUCUUCUCCUUAUGGGUAGGGCUCUGACAAAGCUUCCCGAUUAACUGAAAUAAAAAAUAUUUUUUUUUCUUUCAGUAAACUUAGAGUUUCGUGGCUUCAGGGUGGGAGUAGUUGGAGCAUUGGGAUGUUUUUCUUACCGACAAGCACAGUCAGGUUGAAGACCUAACCAGGGCCAGAAGUAGCUUUGCACUUUUCUAAACUAGGCUCCUUCAACAAGGCUUGCUGCAGAUACUACUGACCAGACAAGCUGUUGACCAGGCUUCUUAGGGUGUGCCUGCACCUCCCCUCCCACCCAGACCUCCCCCCUGUGUGGUCUUUAGGGACAGAGAGUGCUUGAGAGGACACGCCCGUUUUUGGUGCCAUUGGUGCCCCAGUCUGCCCUCUCGGCUCCCCCUCCCCUGCCCCACCACUACCCCCCAGCUCCCCCACCCACAUUGGGACAAGGAGGUGUGAGGCAGGAGAGACAGUUGGACUCUUUAGAGAAAAAGACAGAGAUGGCCAGUGGCUACAGCCCGUGUGAACUCACCCAUGGUGGCACAAAUCUGGCCCCACGCCAGCCCCAACCCAAAACCGACUAGGACAUUUCACGGGACAGGAAAGCGAGCACCUGUUCGCUCCAGUUCUGGCAUGGCUAGGAGGGAGUCAGUCCUUGAGCUGCUGCGUGUAGAUUGGCCUGAGCCAGAGGAGAGGACGGCCCGGGGCCGCGCUCCAGUGGGUGGAGCUCGAGAGAGGCCGCGGAAGCAGCGGGACGAGGGACGAGGCGCGGGCAGGCUGGCCCCGGCUCCUCCGGGUGGCAGAGAGCGGUGGGGCCGACAGAACUCCUAGUCGCUCAGAGCAGUCUGUGACUGGUAGAUUGAGGCCUAGUGGACAGGUUGGGGGGCCAGGGGAAAGGAGGGGAAAAUGUUCUUCCAAAACUUUCCAAUUCUACUCCUUUAGGGACAGCUUAGAACUAUUUGCACUAUUGAGUCUUCAUGUUCCCACUUCAAAACAAACAUGCUCUGAGAGCAAACUGGCUUGAAUUGGUGACACUUUGUCCCUCAAGCCACCAGACAUGAUGGUGUUUAGAACUACCUGGAUCUGUAUAUACCUGCGCUUGUUUUAAAGUGGGCUCAGCACAUAGGGUUCCCACGAAGCUCCGAAACUCUAAGUGUUUGCUGCAAUUUUAUAAGGACUUCCUGAUUGGUUUCUUUUCUGUCCUUCCAUUUCCGCCUUCUUUCAUUCACCCUUUCAUUUCUUCCCUCCUCAUUCAUCCCUUUUGCACCAGGCACCCACAGUUCCCAAUUUACCCAAGCUGAUGCUGGUCAGCUCAGGCCCCCACCUCUCACCCUGCCCUUGGCCUUCCCACUGCCAGCCCCGGCCCCCUCCGCACCUGUUCUGAGCCCUGAGGAAGCCCCGGGCUCUGCCAAGUCCACCUGGCCCUAGCACCUUGGCUUCUCGGCAGGGCAGGAGGGCAGCAUGAUCUUGCUCUCUUAGGGAGCUCCCUUCCCUGGUUAGACCCUGGAUUCUGGGCCUUCUGAACCUUCUACUUGAGAGAAAUGGGCAGGAGAAGCUGGGCGGAUUUGGAUUUGGGAGCUGAGGGUAGCAUAGAGGCCCCCUUGGCCUGCCAGAGUCAUUGAGUAACCCAGGCCUGACCUUGGCCCCUGCCAGACCCAGCUAGCACAGUGCAGCGCGACAAGGCAGCAGGUGGGAAGGAAUGUGGGUGCCCCAAGCCCGGGCUGGGACCAGCACCUGGGCCCCUGGCCCCUCUGCUCCUCCUUUAAAUUAACCACGAACUCUCUUCUGAUGGAGAAGGUGUGGCCUUUGCUUGCCGGAGACUGGGCGGGGCCAGUCUACUCCCUGUGUCCACCUCUGCGCCAGGGCCACGGUGCGGGGGGCUUAGAGGCUUGGCUUUGCUGCGGCUGUUCCUCGAUCAGUCUCCAUUUAGGGCCCCAUCCCCUCAUUCUCUGUUCAGGAAGUCCUUAUCUAGCUGCGUAUCUUCAUCAUAUUGGUAUAUCCUUUUCUGUGUUUACAGAGAUGUCUCUUAUAUCUAAAUCUGUCCAACUGAGAAGUACCUUAUCAAAGUAGCAAAUGAGACAGCAGUCUUAUGCUUCCAGAAACACCCACAAGCACGUCCCAUGCGAGCUGCUGCCAUGAACUGUCAAGUGCGUGUCGUCUCGUGUAUUUCAGUUAUUGUCCCCUGGCUUCCUUACUGCGGUGUAACCAUGAAGGAGUGAAACAUCCUACAAACCGUCUAGCACUUCCUUGCCAGUCCUUAGUGAUCAGGAACCAUAGUUGACAGUUCCAAUCAGUAGCUUAAGAAAAAAUCGCGUUUGUCUCUUCCGGAACGGUUAGAAGCAAGGGAGUUUGCCCCCAUUCUGUUCGCAGAAUCAUAGUUGGCUUUUGUAGCGCUUUUGUACCCAUUUCCCUAUGCUGCAAAAGCAAGUCCCACAACCAGGCCCACUCUGCUGUCGACCCUCUGGGCUUCCCUUCUGACUCCGCCCCAGGAAGGGAAGGGGGGUCGGAGGAGGAGGAGGCGAGUCCUUCAGGACCCCUCUUCCUUCAAGGACAAAAGGCUCCUGACCCCAAACUAGCCUCACACUCCCGGCACCAACGAAGGAUGCCUAUCCACGCGAUCAUAGCGUCCGGCCAGUUUGUCAUGGAGACGCCUUCCGUUCUGGUCGGUCGGGUUUUUAUGCAUUACACUUAGUCCAGUGGGAUGUGACUCCUGGAACCAGAGUCAGGGGCUGGCCUCCCCAUCAGCUUGGUACCAUCUGGUCCUGGGGAGACGAGUGCAGGGCCCGCCAUACCCCCCUUUCACCCAGGACCGUCCAGGGACUGACUGGGCAUUGGUGGUUGAGGGCACAGCGUUUCAAGUGUCGUUUUCCUUCGGCCCGGCCCGACCUGCAGCCCCUCGCUCCCCAGCUGCUGCUCCGUCCGACUCCAAAGCUGCAGGCCACGCCUGAGGCUCCCCAGGGUUUCUCUCCGUCCCCGUUGCCUCCGCUUUCCCUCUUCUGCGCCUGAGAAAGGCACUGCGAGGCAGUCACCAUCAGGCAGGCCGCCUUGAUGGUUUGUCGCCCUGACCGGCCGGGGCCCUGCAGCUCCCACACCAGCCCUGUCCUGGGUCAGGUUGGCAGGAGGUUGGAGGGAAAGCCAGGCCAUGGGAUUCUCACCAGCUGUGUCCAGCCCAGUUUGGGGAUGUGACCUCGAUUUUGUGUGUACUUGGCCACCCCGAAGAUUGGGGGCAUCUUUUAGGGACUGUGUGAAGAAUAGAGAAAUUAAGCAACGGCUUUUAGAUACCUGUUUGUGGGGCUAGGUCGCAGAGUCCCUUUCAGUCACCCCAACCCUCGUCCCGGUUGUUAGUCACUACCUCCUCUCCCAACAGAAUGCCGGAGGCCCUCGAGCUCCUCCCACAAUGCCCAGCCCAGCUCCGCCCCGCCCUGCCCAUUGGUGGGCCUGCCCUAACCAGUGGAAUUUCUGGCCUUGCCACUGUAGUGAGGCAGGGCACCGAGCCACAGCCGGGCACAGCUCCCUUCUGCCGCUGCUGAAUUCCCACAUCAGAAGACACAGGAGACACCUAGACAUGCCCCGUUCCCCAAGUCCAUCAGUGCCAAACUAUCCGAGACCCCAACCCCCCAACUCCCCGGAAGGUGAAAGCCGUGGUGGUGGCCUGGGGAUGCUGGCCGCAGCCGGCACCUGGCUUCUACUCCCGAGACCCCUGCAGGUGUGGGCAACAGUCUGUGCAAGGGUACCAUUCCAGGCUAGAGGCCACCAAUGGUGGCACUAGGACCUGGAGCAGCCCCAACUUGUCACCUGCUCCUCUGCCCAGCUCUUCACCGCUGUGACAGGUUGUGAAAGAGGGUAGUAGCCUGAAACAAACUGCCGUGUUUGGAGGGAAAGGAGUUUGUUUAGCUGACAGAACCUGUGCAUUUAAGUAAUUUUUAAUAAAGCAGCUGAAGCGCAGGAAGGAGCACAAGGUGGGAACUGAAUUCACCAGGUGGGGCCGGCUGGGUCUUGCAGGGCCCAGGAGAGCCUGGCCGCCGAACUCUGUGCCCCCUUUCCAGAGCAUUCCCGCCCGGCUCUCUGGGCUGAUGGAGCCAGGGAAGGUCGCAGGGGCCGGUUCUCAGAGACGCCUUCUGUGCACCCGUUCCUAGCCAGUGUCCCCCCAAAUCGUUUCCUGGUGGGAGCUUCACGCACAGAUUGUAGGACUGAUGGCCCAGAGACCUCAGGAAGCAAGCUAUGUCCAGAGCCCCGUGGGCCUUUGCCCAGCCAGUUCCCCGAGGCCUGGCUCAUGGUGUUGGGGGGCGGGGGGGGGGGGGCAAGCAUGGCAGUGUCGCCCAGCCUGUGGUAGAAGCCCUGCUCCUGUGCCCCCGCAGCCCCACCGUGUCGCGUUCCUGAGCUUGCUCUGUUCUCUGUAAGGACCCCCCUUGCUCUCUUCAUCAGUAAACUCGUCCACUCUGGAGGGGUUUGUUGAGUCUCCAUUUUUGCGUCUUUCUCUUUCAGAUACUCUAUCCAUCUGUACAAGAGGCAUAGUCUCAUUGUUAUACAUCGCUAGGAUACUGCCUCCCCCAGGGUCUGAAGUCACAUAUUAAAUGGGGGGGAAAAGUGAACACUGAAACCUGUUCUUGACAAUUCAGAAGGAAAACCUAGAAAACAUUUGGCAGAAAAUUGCAUUUCGAUGUUGCUGAAUGAAUAAGAGCAAGCUUUUGCAAAACUGCUGAUCUAAAAAUACCUGGAGCUCGGCCUGACACGUGGCGAGUGCCGCAGGAAGGGGGGGGCCGGCCUGAAGCUGCUGGGUCUGAGACUUGGGGCUGGCCUGGCACUGGACAGCCCCCUGUCCCGUGGGGCCGCCCGCCUGGUCCCAGGCCCGUAGGAGCCCGACGCUCCGUGUGGGAAGCAGAGUGGCCCCAGUGACUCCAGAGGCCUGCGACGUCCGCACCGCCGAGCGCCACCUGUACCCUGCUCCUUUCUCAUCUCAGCGGGGCCUUCCCCAAGUGCUCAUUUUUCAGGAAGAAGGGAGUUCUGACUAGAGCUCAGGCAACUAGGAAGGUGAGGGGGAGGGGUCCCUUUCGGCCUCGGCCGGUCCCCUGAGGACAUUGCCCCCCGCUCCGCUCUCCCUGGGGCCCAGGGCCUAGGUGAAGCGGCGCUCCCUUCCGCGCUCAGGGGUGAAGCCGGAGGCCUGAGCAGCCGUCGUGGUGUGUGUCCCCCUGGCCCCCCACCAGCGAGAGCCCCUGGGCCGGAGGGACAGCAGGCACAAGAACAGAUGCCAGGCAGAACCGAGACCCUCCCAAAGGGAAGUCCGGCCAUGGAGUUCGAGAGCAUUCGGGAAACCUGCAAACUGCCUUUGCUCCCCAGGCCCCGCCUAGCUUCCCUUUCCCCAGGUCCUCGGCAGCAAGAGGCAAUGAGGUGGAAAGGCCAAGAGGUUUGGCUCCUGCCCGCUGGCAGUCCCUCGCCCUGUGUUUGUGUGUCCAGUGACCGAGCUGUCCUUCCUGGUGACCCUGAUUAUACCAGUAUCUUACGAACUAGACGCAUAGGCCUGCUUGGUCUCUAUCCUGGGCUUUUGUUUUGCUUUUUAGCUUCGCUUUUAGUUUUUCUGUCCCUUUUAUUUAAUGCACCUACUAGACACACAGAGCAGUUGAAUUUUUAUAUAUAUAUAUCUGUAUAUUGCACAGUUAUAAACUCAUUUUGCUUGUGGCUACACACACACACACACACACACACACACAAGACCUGUUAAAAUUAUACCUGUCGCUUAAUUACAAUAUUUCUGAUAACCAUAGCAUAGGACAAGGGAAAAUAAAAAACAACAACAACAAAAAAACACAAAAAAAACAAAAACAAAAAAAAAAACCCCUACAAAUCUGUCUGCUGGUCACUUCUGUCCAAGCAGAUCCGUGGUCUUUCCUCGCUUCUUUCAAGGGCUUCCCUGUGCCAGGCUAAGGAGGCCCCAGGCAGCACCCGGGUUUUGCACUGUUUCUCCCAUGCUCGUGAGAGAGGUCCCAGGAUGCUGGUGCGAAACCGUUCCCGUCAGCGGGUGGGCGCGUGAGCGCUUCCUUGCCCCGGCAGAGCCUGGAAUGUAGUGGGCACCGCCUGGCCCCCUUUGACAUCUGGGGGGACAGCUGGAGUCCGCGGGGAGGGGGGGGGAUGACCCAACCCCCACCCCACCCCUCCCGGUAAUGCAGUCAGAGUGAUCCUACGGAUGGUGAGCUCAACAGGCCUCCCCACCAGCAGGGCUUCCACUUUGCCGAGGCUGGAGGGGAACGGGGAGGCCCGUCACGUCUCCGAAUGUGUGAGCUGCAUCAGGUAGCGCACCAGGGACCCCAGAACCACAUACGAGAAUCCACUGGGUCCCCUCUAGGAGGUGGCAAAGACUCCCAGAAACAUCCCUUUCUCUUCUCCCCCAUCCUACGAGUAACUGCAUUUGCUUUUGUAAUUCUUAACGAGCAAUAUCUGCUAGAGUUUAGCCGUAACCAUUCUUUUUGAUCGUUUUUUUAAGUAAAAAACACCAAAAAAAAAA